UUUUUGGUCAUCUCUCCUUCUAAGAUCCACCGUCUACCAGCGGCGAAACAGGUAAAUCUAAGACAGGUAAAGUCUUCCCGCUGGUAGCCGUGUCGACGACUGUCCGGACAGAUUAGUACAUUGCAUCCAAACCCAGCAGCCGAUUAACCACAGGCUGAUCAAACUCAGUAGUAUGCCGAAGAAAAGAACGUUGUUAUACCCAUGGCAUCCUCCAGCAAGGGAACAGUCACCCGUCGAUUGCCUCAUCCCACUCCACUACCAGCUGCAUCCUCCUCCAACGAUGCGGAUUCCGAUGAUUCUUCCAAGUUGGACCGAAAUAUCCGAAGGAAACAGAUGAUUGCUGUUUUUGGUUCCGUGUUUUUAUUCUUCAUCCUGAUGAAUGCAGUGCCACUUGUCCUUACAGGGGAUCGGGCUACACAGCAAGUUGAAUUUCACACGGCCAUUCAACUAGACGACGACAACAAGAACACCGAAAUGCCGCGCUGGAUGAGGGACUACUUUCGAUGGCAUGCCCAACAACGCCGGAAAUUGACUGCCGGUAGCAAUGAAUGGAAGUCUAUGAAAUUUCUAUUGAUGCAAUGCCUACCCAAUAGCCGAAAAUGUGGCGGCACUGCUGACCGACUCAAGCCUCUCCCAGUCAUGCUCUUGAUGGCACACAAGAGUCGACGAUUGCUGUUGAUCAAAUGGGGUCGACCAGCGGAAUUGGAAGCAUUUUUGCAACCACCCCAAGGAGGCAUGGAUUGGCGAGUCCCUGAUUGGCUGCAUCAACAACAAGAAUUCCGACAAGGACCCCGAGCCACGAAUAUAGAAGAGCUCAUAGAAUUGACAACCAACUCAGAAGAAUUUCCAAUGGUCAAGGCCCGUGUCCAAGCACACGAUCAUGGGAGUGUGUAUUACAAUGAACAACGACAACAACCCGACGAACCAACGUUUGAACAAGUCUACCAUCUUUGUUGGCGUGUCCUGUUUACACCGGCACAUGCCGUGGCAAAACGUAUCGAACAACAAUUUGAAAAUUCUGGUAUGGUACCAGGUCACUACGUGGGCAUUCAUAUUCGAGCUCUGUAUGGGGUCAGCGAGCGAGAUCCUGCCAUGAUCGAGCACUGGACACGCAAUGCCAUCCAUUGUGCCUCUCAACUUGAGAAACAGCAGUUACAUUCAACCGCUGGUCCAUUCUAUCUGAGUUCUGAUUCUUCUGUUGCACUCGCUGUGGGCAUGGCCUACGGAAUGGAACUGGGUGCACAAGUAGUCACUCGACAAACAGCAGAAGAAAAAGCGCCCAAACAACCCUAUCACUUGGACAAGGCUCCGAAAUCGGCCAAGCCGUCAGAGUUCUACGAUACCUUUGUAGAUCUAUACCUGCUGGCCAUGGGUCGCUGUGUCACUUACAACAUGGGAGGCUAUGGCACCUGGGCAUUGUACAUUAGUCCAUAUACCAACCACAACAACCAAAGCUGUUCCUUUCAACACCACAACGCCAGUGGUAUUCACAAAUGUGAAUGGGCAGGAGCAAGGAACCCUUCCAAGGCAAUGACAAAGCAACAACAGACGACAAUACCCAACAAAGCUCUGUUCUUACCACCAAUGAAGUGACCGCAAGAACUUCUUGAAGAUAAAAAACGUAGGAGGAAAUCGAGGCGUGACCCAGGGAAGACACAAACGUAUCUGCCCUACCGAUUCGAUAACGGGUUGUACUGCGGCUUUGGCUUCAACCACAUCCGCUACAGUACCGCUAUGAUCGCUCACGCACCU
Molecule: messenger RNA, 1752 nt
Organism: Seminavis robusta
Lineage: Eukaryota; Bacillariophyta; Bacillariophyceae; Naviculales; Naviculaceae
Source: the annotation of a GenBank genome assembly